Messenger RNA from Colossoma macropomum (tambaqui), 1244 nucleotides. RefSeq names its product polymeric immunoglobulin receptor-like. The annotation marks the transcript as partial. Gene Ontology annotation, biological process: cellular response to lipopolysaccharide; immune response; positive regulation of T cell proliferation. The record is from RefSeq and is a predicted model, not a curated record. Lineage: Eukaryota; Metazoa; Chordata; Actinopteri; Characiformes; Serrasalmidae. Gene Ontology annotation, cellular component: external side of plasma membrane. The transcript has 4 exons.
GUUGCACCGUGGAGAGAGGUUUGGGGGCAGUCAUCACCAAAUCUGUGGGAGACUCUGUGGUGCUGCCGUGCUCCUGUACAAACCUGCAGGAUGAUCCACAGACAGUGCAGUGGGGAUUUAGAAGAAAGUUCAUAGGAGGCGACUACAGAGCUGAUCACUCAGUGUUUCCAGAGGACGGCAGUCAGAAUCAGAGCUACAGAAACAGAGUUCAGAGACUGAUUCAGAAUAAACCAGGAGAUUUAUCUCUAAUAAUCGCUAACCUCACUGAGGAAGAUGAAGGAACAUAUCUGUGUGGAAUCAAUGGGAAAUAUAACAGAGCCAUCAUUCUCUAUGUCAGAGGCUGUACUGUGCUGGAACAAGGGGAGAGAAUGUUCUCCAGAUCUCCAGGAGAGUCUGUUCUGCUGCCCUGUCCCUGUCCUGGAGACCAACAGAAGAACAACACUGAGAGAGUCACAUGGACUAAAGAUCAGACUGCAGUGUGUAAUGAUACAGAAUCCUACAGAGGCAGAGUCUGGAUGUUCGACCAAACACAUUCCAGAAAUUUCUCUCUCCUCAUUUCAGAUCUGAAAAAAGAGGACUACGGAAUCUACACUUGCAGAGCUGGUGAACACACAUCAUCUGUCCAGCUAGAGGUCAAAGGCUGCGCUCUGUCAGAGAAUAAACAGACUGUUCCAGUCAGUAGAUCCUCAGGAGAGUCUGUUCUUCUGUCCUGCACCUGCACUGACCUGCAGGACAGACCUGUGAGAGUUCAGUGGAGAACACCAAACCAUGAAGAUCUCCUUCAGCGCUACAGCGGCCGAGUUCAGACGUUUAACCAGAACUCUACAGGAAAUCUCUCUGUACUGAUCUCAGACCUGACUGAAGAGGACGGAGGAACAUAUUCAUGCUGGAUAAACCAGAAUCAGUACAGGAACUUCAGCCUCACUGUUAAAGGCUGCACACUGUCAGAGACUCAGGAGAAACUGAUUAUCAGAUCUCCAGGACAGUCUGUUCUCCUGCCCUGCUCCUGCACUGACCAACACACCAAACCUGUAAGUGUGAAAUGGGAGCAUGUAGACUCAGGAGGGACUGAGGUAUCCAAUGAGACGACAAACUACACAGGCAGAGUCCACAUGUUUAAUAAGAACCUUCCAGCAAAUCUCUCUCUACUGAUCUCCAACCUGACUGAACAAGACCAGGGAACAUACAGAUGUUCAAUCAACAACAAACAGUCCAUCAACAUCAGACUCAGCAUUAAACGGUAA